UUCACCGUUCUAUGGCGUAAAAUCACCAACAAAAAGAACAAGAUCUGGGACGGAGAUGGCAUUCUCAUUGUCUCGCAAGGAUAUGCCAACCUCAAGGACUCUGAUGGUAGAGACAUCGGCAGAACAGUUUGCAAAACUCCCUUGCUUCCAGGAUCAACGCUCACCAUGAGUGGUAAGGAAAUUGAGAUAGACUCGCGCAUCUCUAGAGAAGAAGCCAAGUCAAUGUUACCUCAAAAGAAGGCCCCAAAGCCAGCUGCUGUCAAGCCCAGUACUGCCACUCGACCAUCUGUACCUGUCGCUCGUACACCACUGAAAUCUGUCCAAACUCAGAAAAAGCCGGUCAGCAUGCUUGGCAAAGCAGCUGCUGAGUUCGGCUCUACUCCAAAGGUCGAAAGACCGACGGCUGUCACUAUGUUGAGCAGACCAUCCGCUGCUUUCAAGAGUCCAAUGAUAGACAAAACUGGAGUACCUCUCGCACGUACAAAAUCUGAUGGCAAAACAGUUUGCCUUCCACGACAUGAUCCCAACGAACCGAACGCGCUUGUCAUGAAACGACCAAAGCAGGCACCCCCAGGAAAACAUAUCGUGGAUGUGGUCGUUGAUCCGAACUUGACCAAGCAUCUUCGGGAGCAUCAACGAGCCGGUGUGUCGUUCUUGUACGAAUGUGUCAUGGGUAUGCGACCCUUUGUAGGCGAAGGUGCAAUUCUGGCAGACGAGAUGGGCUUGGGAAAGACAUUACAGACCAUUGCACUGGUGUGGACUCUGCUCAAGCAAAAUCCAAUCUACGAGGACGGACCGGUGAUCAAGAAGGCUCUCAUUGUAUGCCCAGUCACUCUCAUCAACAACUGGCGCAAAGAAUUUAAGAAAUGGCUAGGUAAUGAGAAGGUUGGAGUCAUGGUCGCUGAGAACAACAAGACCAGACUUAGCGACUUCACCAAGGGAAAGAGCUAUAACAUCUUGAUCAUUGGUUACGAGAAGCUACGCAAUGUUCAAGAAGAACUACAACAGGGAAUAGGCGUGGAUAUCGUUAUCGCCGACGAAGGCCACAGACUCAAGACUGCCAACAACAAAUCUGCCGUGGCGAUCAAGUCUCUGAACACUGAAAGAAGAAUAAUCCUGUCAGGCACGCCAAUCCAGAAUGAUCUCAGCGAGUUCUAUACCAUGGUCGACUUUGUCAAUCCUGGCUUGUUGAAGACGUACUCAUCAUUCAAGAAGCAAUACGAAAGUCCAAUUCUCAAGAGCAGAACCCCAGGCGCAACGGCUAAGGACAUUGAAAAGGGUCAGGCUUGCAGUGAAGAGCUUGCAUCGAUUACUGGUCAAUUCAUCCUUCGACGCACUGCAGAGAUCUUGUCAAAAUACUUGCCACCGAAGACGGAAUACGUUGUAUACUGUCGUCCGACUCAGGUGCAAAAGGAUGUGUACGAGGCCGUCGUUAGCACUGGCGUCCUCAACAUUGCACUAAAGAGUAGCGAAUCUGCCUUCCAGAUGAUCAAUGUCUUGAAGAAGCUGUGCAACAGUCCAAAACUACUUAUCAAGGAUGCUGCAGAAGGCGAAGAAGGAACAGUUAAAUCGCUGCUGUCCAAGGUUCCCGCGAAGGAUCUCCAAAGCGCAGGCGGCAGCUCCAAACUCCAGGUUCUAGACGAAUUUUUACAUCUUGUUCGCACGAAGACGCAAGAGAAGGUUGUGGUCGUCUCAAAUUACACCGCCACUCUGGACAUGAUUGGCAAGCUUUUGACAGCAAUGGAAUACCCACAUCUCCGCCUCGAUGGCUCAACACCUGCAAAGGAUCGUCAAGGCCUAGUUGAUAAGUUCAACCGCACAUCAGCUAACAACUGCUUCGUCUUCCUACUCUCCGCCAAAGCCGGCGGUGUGGGUUUGAAUCUCAUCGGUGCCAGUCGACUCGUCCUCUUCGACAUUGACUGGAAUCCUGCAACUGAUUUGCAGGCCAUGGGCCGUGUUCACCGUGAUGGGCAAAAGCACCCAGUCCAUAUCUACCGCUUCCUCACGAAAGGUGCACUGGAAGAGAAGAUCUUCCAACGUCAACUCACAAAGCAAGGUCUCGCAGACUCAAUCGUGGACAACAAGGCCAACGCAUCAAGUUUCUCACCCGAAGAGCUCAGAGACCUGUUCACCCUGGACCUUCGCGAGGGAUGCCAAACGCACGAUCUUCUCGGCUGUGACUGUGCAUGCGAUGGUGCUGUCGCCAUGUCUUCAGACCUCACCACCUCAUCACCCACAUCCGGUUCAGCAGAAGACGACGACGAAGCCAACGAUGAAGACGGUGAUGCAGACGAAGAACUCCCUGCCCUUCCCACCUUCCUUCGCUCCUCCCAGAUCGACCCGGAAACUCAAGAACGCCUCCGCCGUCAACACAACUCUGCCCUCCGUGGCAGUCUCUCCCCAAAGAAGAACGGCAAGAAGCAAACGGCUAUGGCGUCGCUGAUGCAAUUUUCACAUCUGGAUGCUGUGAAGUUGAGAAGUGAGUUGAAAGAAGGUGGCAAUGAG
Messenger RNA from Aureobasidium pullulans EXF-150, 2505 nucleotides. RefSeq lists its product as uncharacterized. Gene Ontology annotation, biological process: double-strand break repair via homologous recombination; reciprocal meiotic recombination. Gene Ontology annotation, molecular function: ATP binding; ATP-dependent chromatin remodeler activity; DNA translocase activity. Gene Ontology annotation, cellular component: nucleus. Lineage: Eukaryota; Fungi; Ascomycota; Dothideomycetes; Dothideales; Saccotheciaceae. The annotation marks the transcript as partial. The transcript has a single exon. The record is from RefSeq and is a predicted model, not a curated record.